Enterospora canceri is the source of this 1158-nucleotide messenger RNA. The record is from the annotation of a GenBank genome assembly. Lineage: Eukaryota; Fungi; Microsporidia; Enterocytozoonidae.
AUGACAAAAUUUUUUAAACCAAAAAAGAAAUUCAUUUCCAAGAGAAAAGCAGCAAUUGAAUUGCACAUAAAACUACAUGAAUUGGACAAAUUGUGUGUGUACUGUUCGAUUUAUCCAAUAGUAGCUGCGAAAAGGCAAUGUUUGGAUAAAGCAGAUGAUUUCUAUUACACAAUUGAUGAUAUCAAACAGAUUGCACGUUCAGAUUCCUAUUCGAAUUUGAAGGCAAAUAAGAGACUUGAUUCAAAAAGAAAGACGCUGGAAGCAGGUGGAUUGUUAGAAAGAGCAGAACAGGUGAGAAAUGUUGAAAUGCGUCUGAUACCUUUGAUAAAACAGAAAUACGGCAGUUUUGGUGAAUCAGUUUGCGAUUUAGGGAAUUCACUUAGAUUUCUAUACUUGGCACAAUUGCACAUGGAAGAAGAUUCAAAUGUGAAGCAUUGCAUUACAACUGUUCUAAAUGAUUUCGAGCAGUUUGUUAUUGACAAUAAUAUGCUGCAAUGUGCAUUUAUGUCCAAGAAUGGCAUCUUUUACCAAAUCAACGUUGAGGAUAAAAUGGUUUUGUGGAUGGUUCCCUACAAAAUAAAAAAUAGGGAGGAAUUCUCUAAAGAACACAUUUUGAUACCACGAGAAGCAUUGAAGAGUCUGAUUGAUUUGGAAGAGGAGAGUGAGGAUGCAUCGGAUGAUGACUCGAUCAUUGAGUGCACAAAUGAGAGAUACCUGAGAUAUUUAGAAUAUUCUGUACCUGUUCUAAUCACACAUGUGAAAUUGGUACUGUUUAAGCUCAAAAUGAUGAAAGUUGAAAGAGAAUCAAAUCACAAACUCAAAGAUUGCACAUUUUGUAUAAGAAACGAAUCAAUCAGAGAACAAAUCGAAUUCGUGGUCAAUAGCAUGGGUGGAAUAGUUUCAGAGACAGGAAACAUCGUAAUAUGUGAAGAUGUUAGUGAAAUAGAAGAAGACAAGAUGUACAUUCAGCCACAAUAUGUUUUUGAUCUAUUGAACUUGGAAGACAUUGAAAUCACGAAUUACAAGGUGGGAAUGGAUUUGCCUACGCACAAGUCACCAUUUAACAGCAUCUACGACCAAAUUGAUCCGGAAAUGCUCCAAACACUAUCUAAUACUAAGAGAUAUAGACUAUUGGACAAAAUCAAAAAAUUGGAGUAA